Osmia lignaria (orchard mason bee) is the source of this 816-nucleotide messenger RNA. RefSeq lists its product as uncharacterized. The record is from RefSeq and is a predicted model, not a curated record. NCBI's taxonomy places the organism in Eukaryota, Metazoa, Arthropoda, Insecta, Hymenoptera, Megachilidae.
AUGAGUCUGGGAACCUCGCAGACGCCGGAAGAAAAUGCUACCGUGGCUGCGAUAAGCGUGAAGGUACCCCCCUUCUGGGUAGAGGAACCCGAAAUGUGGUUCGCCCAGUUGGAAGGCCAAUUUCAAAUUGCUGGCAUCACUCAGGACAAUACAAAAUUCGCGUAUGUCAUUGGAAAUCCCGAAGGAAAAUACGCGAAAGAGGUGGCGGAUAUAAUUACGCGCCCCCCUGACACAGGUAAAUAUGAAGCCAUCAAAAGACAGUUGAUUCUUAGGCUGUCUCAGUCUGAAGACAGGAAGCUGAAGCAACUCCUGGAGCGUGAAGACCUGGAGGACAGAACACCUAGCCAGUUCCUCAGACAUUUGAAAAGCCUCGCCGGGGAUCAGAUUCCUGAAAAACUACUAAAAAGCAUAUGGCGCAGUAGGUUGCCGCCAACGGUACAAAGCAUCAUGGCGACGCAGGAUAAAACAUCGUUGGAGGAUGCAUCCGUGCUAGCGGAUAAAAUUUACGAGCUAGCACCGCAUGGCACAAUGGCGGCGGUAGACCGGCCACCACCAAUCAGCGACCUUGAGCGGAAGGUCGACGAAUUAACGCAGUUGGUAGAAGAAAUGACCCGAACUUCGCGGCCGCCAUGGCGUGGCGGCAGACGCAGCAAAUCGCGCGAUCGCAGCGCCAGCAGGGGAGGUUUUUCUUCACGGCAAACGGCCGGACGAACCAGCGCGCCAAAAAGAAAGUUCGACGACUGCUGGUAUCACUACAAGUUCGGCGAUAAGGCUCACAAAUGUAUCCCGCCAUGUAAGUAUUCGCCGGGAAACUAA